Molecule: messenger RNA, 1628 nt
Organism: Chenopodium quinoa (quinoa)
Lineage: Eukaryota; Viridiplantae; Streptophyta; Magnoliopsida; Caryophyllales; Amaranthaceae
Exons: 1
Coding region: 834-1334 (166 amino acids)
Source: RefSeq, a predicted model, not a curated record
GAGCGUAUCACGACCCAUAUGCCUAAUCCAUCUCUACCCUGAAAUAUAUGUUGAGGCCGAUUAUAAUAUACGAGUACUAAACAAAGUUAUGACACUUAUGAGGUAGCUUCAUCAAUUUUAGAGUAAAAGAUUGUAUAGUUAAGACAAAGUAAGUACUCCAUAAAGACUAUUUAAGUUUAUUAGAUUUACCGCAUCAAAAUACACUUAAAUUAAGCUAAAGUUUAUGAUAAGUUCUAACAACAGCCCUUAAAAAGUUAAACUACAUCCUAAUCAAGAUUAUCUAGAUUUUCCAAUUGUAUACACAAGUAUUACACACUUAACUAUACAUGUUGACUUGGUCAGUCUUCACAUAAUGCUGUUAUUACAGUUGUUGAACAUUCAAAAAAAAAAAAAAAAAAAGAAAAAGAAAAGAAAAAAAAAACUAUCCAUGUAGACCAGCACUUGGGACAUAAAGACUUGUUGACUUGGUGUUGCCAUGUGGACUUUUAAUUCUAAUAUACUAUAUUCUUCCAAAAAAUAAAUAAAUGUGACAAGGAAUAUCCAAACCCAAGUACAUUCAUUCAAUCAUUAAACAAAUUUAAUACACAUGUAGCUUUCACACCAUACUUUCUCCUUUUUCCUUAGCUUUCUCAACAAUGAGCUUCCUCAACACACUUCUUAUUUCUCACCCAUUACAUAUACAAUGCCUCAUUUUUGUUAUUCUUUCUACUUCAACAAAACACAACACUUCUCUUACCCACACUCACUCUCACUAUCCUCUUUUCGCUCAGUGUGUGUGCGCGCGUGUGCGUGUGUCUAGCUCGAACUUGUUAUUUUAGUUUCUUAUCAUAAAAAUGUUAGGUUCCACAAUUGAAUUGGUAGCUCAAGCUACUUCAAACUUUCAUUUUAUUUUCUGUUUUUGCAAUAUUAUCAUAGUUUUUCUUCUCAUUGAUCGCUCAAAAAGCGACAUGAAUCACACUCCAAGCAGCAUUGAUGCUUUUCAGAUUGUUUUAGAUCAAAAUACAUCAAGAAAUGACUAUGAGAAUGAUGCCAAAGUAGUAGAGGAUGAUUAUAUGAAAGAAGGAUCAGCCUCUGAAGUACAAACAGAAGCACCGAAACAUGUAGAUGAUGACCCUCAAGUAGCAGCAGCAGCAGCCUCUGAAGCGCAAACAAAAGCAGCGAAACAUGUAGAUAAUGACACUCAAGAAGAACAAGAACAAGAAGAACUAGAACAAGAAGAAGUGGCAGCUGAUGAUCAUGAGCUAAAUGCACGUAUUGAGGACUUCAUUAACAAGAUUCACAGAAAUUGGCGGGCAGAGAGGCUGAGAGUAAAAAUUUACGAGCAAGGAUGCUAGAAAGGACAUUCAGUUAUCAUUCCAGACGGAAAUUCAACCCCGAGUCUUGAGUACCACCACCCAACGUAACUAUACCACUUAGGCUACUACACAGCAAACAUUACGAAACAAGGAUUAAGAGUAAUUAAACUAGUUAACACAUGAAUCAGCCACUAUCAGGUAGUUUAGUUGUCAAAUUUUAUGCUACAAUAAGUUAAAAUAAAGGAACAGAAGAAUGUUGACCUUAUGUCCUACAAAAUGAUCAGUAUAAUUGCUUUUUCUUUUGGGUGGGGGAUUGAUAUUGAAAUGAAGGGA